AUGUCAAACAAUCAGCAAGGUGCUCCUAUGAUGUACUACUAUGUGGCUAUGCCCCCGGGUGCGGGACAGGUCGGGCAAUAUCCGCAGAAUGGUGAUGCAUCAAUGCAAGGACAAAAUGCCGUGCCAGCGAUUUUUGGCGAUGCCUCGCAGAUGCAGGGCUUCAACAUGGGCAACCAGCAGUAUGGCUUUGUGCAAGGUCAAGAUGGCCAAGGCAUGGCUAUGCAGAUGGGACAAGCUCCGACCAUGAUGGCAAACGGAGCAAUGGGGAUGGGUGGUCAGCAGGUGAUGCUGGUUAUGAACAUGGCCCCUGGCCAACAAUCCAAUCAGAUGAUGGAUCAGAGCCAUGGCAAUGCCUGGAAUCCAUGUGGGCAGGAUUCGAGCGGCUCAGGCCAGAAUUCUGGUGUGAUGAUGCAGCAGCAGCAGCAGCAACAGCAGCAGUUUCAGCAUCAGCAGCAACCCCAGCAACAGCAGCCUCAGCAGCAGCAACAGCCCCAGCAGCAGCAGCAGCCGCAGCAGCAGCCCCAGCAGCAGCAGCAGCCGCAGCAGCAGCAGCAGGCGCCCCAGCAACAGACCCAGCAGCAACAACCACAACAACAGCAGCAAUUUCAGAUCCCGCAGCAGCAACACAAGCAGGGAUCUGCAGAAAACAAAGAGGCAACUGAAUCGCAAGCUGCGCAAAGUGCAGCAGCGAAGCCAGCACCUAAAAGGAAAGGGCUUCAAAACAAGAAGCUCGACAAAAAGGAGCAGAGCGGUUCAGCUCAGCCUGACUCGACAGCUUCAGCUUCGCAGCCAUCGGCGCCGUCAGCCAGAGAGGCACCUGAAGAAGAGCGGUCCGAGCGCACAGAGACCCAGAGUGCACGGGAAACCGCCAACCAGAUUUCUAGAUGGCAGCUGCCCGCAAUGGCAGCCCAAGCAGGUAGACCACUGAAUUCAGGGACUGCAUCCUCCAUCAAGGCCUUGAAUUUGGAGCCCAUGCGAGCAGCGGGCAACCCAACCACUUCAGGCAGGACAAAGCCGCCAAUCCGAAAAGAGAUUCUUCCACUCUCUGCAGAUGUGCCAGCACUAGCGGCACCAGAGGCACCCCAAGCUGCAGCUACACAGGCUCCAGCACAACCCAAGGCAACCCCAGCCCCGGCCCCGGCCCCGGCCCCAGCCCCUGCCCCCGCUGCAGCCUUGACCCCGAUCCCAGCUCAAGCACCUUCACCAUCACCACCAACAAAGAAGGGCUUCAAGCUGAAGAAUGCAGCUCUUACGAGAGCAAAGGCCACUGAAGCGGAAGGCCAGAACAAGGAAAAUAAAGAAAACAAAGAGAACAAGGAGGAGAAGGUCGAAAAGCCAAUUGAGGUCCCUUUGGCCGUGACCAACCUAGUGGAGGAGAGUGCCAGGCUGAACCUCAUGCCUGCGAACAAGGUCUUUGACCGCGAGCUCAUGCUGCGGAUUUGGAGGCUUCAACGUAGUGAAAAGCAUGCUUCGGUGUCUGGGCUUGGCACUGGGGAUCGCCCCGCCGAGCGCGGCGCCCCCGAACGACGUCCAGGGGGGGGGUCCAGGUCCACACCCAGCACGGAGAUCCGGAGGCCAACUCGGCCCCGAGAGCAGCCGUUGAAGCCAGGUGAGAAUGCAUAUCGCAUCAGCACAGGUGCCACCACCCGGAUGGAAGAUCUGGGAAGAAGAGUUCGUGCCUUGUUGAACAAGAUUUGCCCAGACAAUUUGAAGACCAUUGUGGAGACCUUAGCAAGUAUUGAGCUUCAAAAGGCGGAGGAGCUGGAGUUUGUCAUCAAAAUCAUUUUUGGAAAAGCAUUGGUUGAACCGCACUACUGCGAGACAUACGCAGACAUGGUCUUCGCACUGCGAACACGCUACCCAGAAUUCCCGGCUGAGAACGAAGGAGAGAAACCCCAUAGCUUCACCCGAGUGUUGCUCAACACUGUCCAGAAUGAGUUCGAGAGUUUGCCCACCACCUUCGAACCCUCCGACGAUGACAAGUCCAAGUUCCCGGUCCCGGAUGAUUUGAAUUUGGAGAUGAAGAAGAGGAAAGGAAAGAUGCUCGCCAACAUGAAGUUCAUCGGCAACUUGUUCCUGCGACAAUUGCUGGCUGUGAAAGUGAUUGGCCAGGUGGUGCAUGACCUUGUUGGCAUCAAAGAUGGCAAUACACUGCCAGAGGAGCACAUGAUUGAGUGCGUUUGUGAGCUUUUGCAAGCGAUUGGAUUCACGCUGGAUGAAACGCCACAGGGGGAGUCCCUGAUGAAUUCUUUUGCUGCCAGACUCAAAGACAUCUCAAACUUUCGGGUUGGUGGCAAACCCGCUUUCGGCAAGCGACACCUGGCCGCGAUUGAAUCUUUGCUCGACCUUCGCAAGAACAAGUGGCAGAAGAAGCUAUUCAAGGAGCAGGCAAAGACCAAGGCAGCGGUACGAGAUGAGUUUGAUCGUGAGGCUAGACAACAUGGCCGUACGAAUCCUGCAGACAGCAUGUUCUCUAUCCAGACCGUUGGUGUGAGACCAUCAUACAUUGAUGACAUUGCAAACCAGAAGAAGAGAACAAAGGCUGAUGCAGGGCCACAGAAGGUUAAGUUCGACCAAGCUUACGUCAAGAAGCUGUGCCAGUACUUUGGGGAAGACAAGGAUGGAGACUCCCUCCAGGCAGACUGGAACAAGGCUUCGCCGAAUGAUAAGGAAGCAAAGCAAGGAGUGGAAUGGCUAUUGGAAGCUGGAUUUAAUGAUUCUGAGAAGGCUGAUAUCGUGGCAUCAAGCCUUGCAGAGUUGAUGAAGCGACGCCUCGUGCCAUGGGACGUCCUAAAGGAGUGCUUCACGGUGUCUUUGGGCACUUUGCCAGAGUUGAAGUUGGAUGAACCGCAAUGUGACGUAAUGGUACAUUGUUUAGUCGCACGCUUGCUGAUGCUGGACAGUUUCAAGGAAGCCAUGCUGAAACCUAUUCAGAAUUUUGUCUCCCAAAAUGAGAACCGCGAUCUGGGUUGGAGUUUGCUGCAUGGCAUUAUCAAGAAGCUCAAAGUGGAGAAUCGCCAGGACAUCGUGAAGAAAGCACUGGCUAUGAGUGAGUUCACCAGCUGUGCGGCGACAGCGAAGGGAAUAACAGCUUCAGAAGCCAAGAAACACUUGGAUAGCUGA
Messenger RNA from Durusdinium trenchii, 3123 nucleotides. NCBI's taxonomy places the organism in Eukaryota, Dinophyceae, Suessiales, Symbiodiniaceae. The record is from the annotation of a GenBank genome assembly.